This is a messenger RNA of Tripterygium wilfordii, 2232 nucleotides long. RefSeq names its product protein high chlorophyll fluorescent 107. The record is from RefSeq and is a predicted model, not a curated record. The transcript has 8 exons. Gene Ontology annotation, molecular function: mRNA binding; protein binding; single-stranded RNA binding. Gene Ontology annotation, biological process: mRNA processing; regulation of translation. NCBI's taxonomy places the organism in Eukaryota, Viridiplantae, Streptophyta, Magnoliopsida, Celastrales, Celastraceae. Gene Ontology annotation, cellular component: chloroplast. Bases 116 to 2029 code for a protein of 637 amino acids.
AUUUCGGUAUCUCCGUUUCCUCUUGCAGAGUGCAGAGCUGAGAGCCCGCCCAGGAUUUCCUUUCCAUGCAAACCAGACAGUUCUGAUCCGUUGAAAAUUAACACACCAACAGACAAUGCACUUCUUCACUUCUCCUUCUCCUGCACAGAAACCAAGCUUCACUACAGUCUUCUCUCCCUCUCAAAACCCUAACUGUCCUUCCAAAUUCCCUCUCAAUUUACCCUUCAAAACCCUCUUCCUCUCCCUCCCUGCCUGCCUUCCAAGUCAAUCAUCCUCUUCUGUCCUCGAAUCACUAGAUAACGAAGCCAUAAAAAACGACACCGUUUCGAAGCGAGAUGCUCUUGUCGUUCGCCGCCCACUUAUGGAGGUAUCCGGUGAAGAAUCCUUGGGCGAGGAUGACGACAAAGCGGAGACGAAGGAUGCCUUGCAAGGUCUCACCGACUUUGCCAAGAAGAUUCCCAUUUUUGAACCGGAGAAAGUCGAAUCAGGUCCUCCUCGUGAAAAACCACUUGUAAUUAAUCUGGACUUGGCAUUGUAUAGAGCCAAGGUCUUGGCGAGGAAUCAUAUGUACCAAGAAGCAGAGAAUAUACUCGAGAAGUGUAUAUACUAUUGGCCUGAAGAUGGGAGGCCAUAUGUGGCGUUAGGGAAGAUAUUGAGCAAGCAAUCAAGAACAGCAGAGGCUAGAGCCGUGUAUGAAAAAGGUUGCCAAGCAACCCAAGGCGAGAAUUCCUACAUUUGGCAGUGUUGGGCUGUUCUAGAAAGUAAGAUGGGAAAUGUAAGAAGAGCAAGAGACUUAUUUGAUGCUGCUACAGUUGCGGAUAAAAAACACAUUGCUGCCUGGCAUGGCUGGGCAGUUCUAGAGCUGAAACAGGGAAACGUCAAGAAGGCAAGGCAACUUCUUACCAAGGGCCUUAAAUAUUGCAGCGGAAAUGAGUACAUCUACCAAACACUUGCUUUGCUGGAAGCUAAAGCAAACCGGUAUGAGCAGGCUCGGCACUUGUUCAAGCGGGCCACCAAGUACAAUCGAAAAAGCUGUGCCAGUUGGCUUGCAUGGGCACAGCUGGAGGCACAACUAGAGAAUAACCAAAUUGCAAGGCAACUCUUUGAGAAAGCAAUCCAGGCAAGUCCAAAGAAUAGAUUUGCGUGGCAUGUCUGGGGGGUUUUUGAAGCUAAUAUUGGUAACAUUGAGAUGGGAAGAAAACUUUUGAAGAUAGGCCACACACUUAAUCCAAAAGACCCAGUUCUCCUACAGUCUCUUGCAUUAUUGGAAUAUAAACACUCAACUGCAAAUCUUGCUAGAGUGUUAUUCAAGCGAGCAUCUGAAUUAGAUCCUAAGCACCAACCAGUAUGGAUGGCUUGGGGUUGGGUGGAAUGGAAAGAAGGCAACUUAGCCAAAGCAAGGGAAUUAUAUCAAAAAGCACUGUCCAUUGACUCAACUAGUGAAAGUGCUGCUCGAUGCCUACAGGCUUGGGGGGUUCUUGAGCAAAGAGUUGGUAACCUAUCUGCAGCUCGACGAUUAUUUAGGUCCUCACUGAAUGUAAAUUCUCAAAGUUAUAUAACAUGGAUGACCUGGGCAUCAUUGGAGGAGGACCAAGGAAAUCCUGUUCGUGCAGAAGAGAUUCGCGACCUCUACUUCCAGCAGCGUACUGAAGUUGUGGAUGAUGCUUCAUGGGUUACUGGAUUACUAGAUGUCAUCGACCCAGCACUUGACCGCAUAAAGAGACUCAUGAACUUGGAUCAAAACCCAUACAAUAAGACACCUGAACAACUUCAAACAAUUUCGGAAGCUAGUGGAAAUAGGAUUGAGGAGCAUUCACCACCCUCUGCCAAAGGCGAUAGAAGCAAGGUAGAACCUGGAAGUGGAUUCAAUUUGGAUGCUUUUAUAAAAGAAAAGUUAUCAUUAGAUCCAUUCAAGCUGGAUAUUCCAAUAGGAUCAUCGAGGAAGUUUGUGUCAAAGAAAGUUAAAUCUCCCAAAAGACUUGAGAUUUCGGAGAGGACUUCAACAAUACUUCCUCAAGCCAGCAUGUAAGGAGUUCAGCUUGGUAGGCUAAUAGAUGCAUUGUCGAUGGAUGGGAUUGUUGAAACUGGAAAACUGUGGACGAAUCUUUUAGGGCCGGAAAACCACGUUGGUACGUAAACUCCGUAGGAAACCUAUACGCACAGAUGUAAAAUGAAAGCCAAUGUAAGAUGUCAAAAUUUUUUGAAUGUAUAUAUGUAGUUUGUUUCUGUCUA